This is a messenger RNA of Phalaenopsis equestris, 1075 nucleotides long. RefSeq lists its product as uncharacterized. The record is from RefSeq and is a predicted model, not a curated record. The transcript has 2 exons. NCBI's taxonomy places the organism in Eukaryota, Viridiplantae, Streptophyta, Magnoliopsida, Asparagales, Orchidaceae. The coding region runs from base 34 to 990 and encodes 318 amino acids.
CCCAUCCCUUCAUACUCCCAAUAAAUAACUGAGAUGAAGCAUCACAGUUCCUCGAAGCCAAGCAAUUGCAGCAGCAUGGAGAUGGAGAGUUCUAUGCUCAGAGAAGAGCCUCAUAUCUCCAGCUCUCACAUGAGGCAGCUAAGCUCAUUAAGAUCCCACACCAAUGCUCCAGCGAUCAUUGUCGGAGACCACGGCCUUUCGAAAACCCGCAAAGCCAAGAAGCAAGUUAGGAGAAGAUUGAACACCAGCAGGCUGAUGAACAUGGCAGAAGCAAGAAGAGAGAUUGUAACAGCUCUCAAGUUCCAUAGAGCAGCCAUGAAAAGAGCAAGCGAGCAACAACAGAAGGAGAAACUCAUGUAUCAGCAGUCACUAUUGCCGCUUUCACAAAAACCUGAUGCUUCUUACUCCCCUCCCUUCUCUUCUUCUUCUUCUUGGACGUCUCCUCUGUUUACUCCCCUGCCUAUUUCAGAUAAACUUUUCAGUUUCCCUAUCCCUAACCAGCCAUUGGGCCUAUGCCUCAAUCUCCAUAGCUUCAAAAAUGUUGAAACUACCCUUUCCUGCAACACCAAACCUCCUAUCGUUCAGCAACCAACAUCGUCAUCAUCAUCAUCAUCAACAUCUUCUUCUUCCUCUUCUACUGCCGACCCGAUGCUGCAUCGAGUUAUGGGAGAUGAGGAGAUGGAGGAGAUUAGAUUGAUAAGCGAGAAGCAUGAUAUUGAGUGGAACGACAUAAUGAAUUCCGUGAAGACAGCUUGGUGGAGCAAGUUUUCAAAUGUGUUGGAGGCCAAUGAUGGCGAUGAUGCCAGCAAAGGGGAUGCAUUUCAGAUGUUCUGUGGGGUGAUGGAGAUACCAGCUUGGCUUAGUGAUGGAUCAGAGAUGAAUUGCCGCCUCUCAGAGAAUCAAGAUUCUAUUUUGCCAUGUCUGGAAAUUGGUGAGAUUGAAGAGCAGGAGGAAGACUGGUUUGGGCUAUUAAUGAUCCAUAAGCUUUGAUGAGUUACUAGAGAUCUCUGACGGGACCGUUUGUACAUGUAAAUCUUGUAAAUUUUGAUUUUUUUAAAAUAUGGAAUAAACAUUG